AUGGGGAGUAGAUCAGACUCUGCAGCCUGUGGAACUUCUCUAAUAGACUUGGGAAACAGGACAGCGAGACGGGACCUUCCGCGCGGAGACCGCGCUCGGGGAGAGACUGGCAGGGCCGAGCCUGGCCCCGUGGGACUCCCGUUCGCGGCGUUUGACACUGUGAUUAACGAGGCGGCUGUGACGAGCGAGAAGCUCUGCCGGGCCCAGCAGGAGCUGCACUUCCAGGCGGCCACGUACCUGUGCCUGCUGCGCAGCGUGCGGGAGCACCUGGCCCUUCACCACGAGUACCACGGCAAGGGGGAGCGCUCGCCCGACGAGGUGGCAGGGCUCGUGGGCUUCAGGCUGCCGCAGCAGCCCGGAGGAAAGGGCUGGGAUUCAUAGG
This is a messenger RNA of Tinamus guttatus (white-throated tinamou), 382 nucleotides long. NCBI's taxonomy places the organism in Eukaryota, Metazoa, Chordata, Aves, Tinamiformes, Tinamidae. The record is from RefSeq and is a predicted model, not a curated record.